Thecamonas trahens ATCC 50062 is the source of this 3494-nucleotide messenger RNA. RefSeq lists its product as uncharacterized. NCBI's taxonomy places the organism in Eukaryota, Apusomonadida, Apusomonadidae. The coding region runs from base 81 to 3479 and encodes 1132 amino acids. The transcript is spliced from 2 exons. The record is from RefSeq and is a predicted model, not a curated record. Gene Ontology annotation, molecular function: GTPase activator activity. Gene Ontology annotation, biological process: activation of GTPase activity; regulation of small GTPase mediated signal transduction. Gene Ontology annotation, cellular component: cytoplasm.
GACAGCCGACAGCCGACAGCCGACAGCCGACCAGCAACCAACGUGAGGCACGGGCAGUUACUCGUCCCGACUCAACACACAUGGCACUCAUUAGCAAGAGCCGAGGAUGGACGGUCGAGUCUACAGAGUCCAAUGCGGAGCUUGGAGGAGCGUAUUACAAGCCUGUGCUGGAAGACCCGGCCGAUGACUUGAGGUGGUACGCGAGGUACUUUGUGUGCGCGGAACACUGCAACUUUGUGGGCAAGGCUGAAGGCGACAAGGGAGGACCGUUCUGUGUGUCUGUGGUGAGGGAGAUGGAGAACUUUGUUCCGAGAGUGAGAGGCAUCGUGUGGACGGUUCAGAGAAAGCAGCAUGUCUUGUUUGAGGUCAAGAAGCACAGGGACUGGAAAAAGUCGUUGGUGGAGGUGCUCAAGGCUGCGGGUGCACACGAGCUGGCCAAGGGCGUGAAGAAGAUGGUGGUGGCAAACUCGCCGACAAUGCGGUCAGAGCUGAUCAAGCUUGAGGAGUUUCAGACGCCAACAGCGUACAAGAUUGGCGUCCUGUAUGUCCGUGCGGGCCAGAGCCGCGAGGAGGAGUUCUUUGCCAACGACUGCGAGCCCGAGGUGGACACUGCGUUUGACGAGUUUCUCUCGCUCAUCGGCACCCGCAUCGCGCUGCAGGGGUGGAACGGAUACCGUGCUGGGUUGGAUGUGGAGGAAGGGGGAACGGGCGAGACGUCCGUGUUCACCUCGCUCCGCGGGUGCGACGUCAUGUUCCAUGUCUGCACAAUGCUCCCGCACGACACUACCGGGCAGGAGGUCCAGCGGAAGCGGCAGAUUGGCAAUGACGUGACAGCGAUUGUGUUUUGCGAUGAGGGCGCCGAGUUUAAUCCGGCUUCGAUCGACUCGCAGUUUCUACAUGUCUACGCCGUUGUCCGGCCGCUGGCGGGUAAGCCCGGAAUGUACGAGCUCUCAUACUGUCGGCAAGACAGCGUGCGGCCGUUUGGUCCGCUCCUCACCUCGCCACGGUUCACGGCCAACGCCGCGUUUGUCGACUUUCUCCUCACCAAGCUCAUCAACGGCGAGCGGGCGUGUCUCAAGUCUGCGCCGAUCUUUGUGCACACCUACCAGCGGACGGUGCGGACGACGCUCAACACGCUGUACGAGGGCCUCAAGAACGACAAGUCGCCCGACUCGCUCGCGCCGCUGGCUGACGGAAAACUGGUGCCGACGUCGUCGUCGACAGCACUGGCGGUCGAUACGGGUCCGCGCGCCGGUGUGCCGCAGCUUGAGACCUCGGACUCGAUCUUUGUCUGCACCGAGCUCGCCGCCGCGCUCAAGAUUGAGAUUCUCUCACUGGUUGUGUGGCGCGAGUCGUUUGUGUAUGCAACUGUGGACGGGCUCUUUGUGUGCGAGGCUGGCAAGGGACUUGCCAACCCACGGCUGGUGUGCAAGACCGGGCUCUCGAAGCUUGUUCUCCGCGAGGACAUUGGCAUUCUGAUUGGCGAGCCGUGCAAAAAGGGCAAGCUCCGGUUCUGGCUCCUGGCGCAGCUGGAAAACUAUGAUCCAAAGACGGUGGUAGAGAACAAGGUGGCGAACACCAAGGGCCUGCAUGCGUGGGAGGUUGCGCGGCCGAUGUCGUCGACGUACCUUGCGGUGGGCAAGGGCAAGUCAAUUCUGCUCUACAAGUGGGCCGGGCGAGUCUUUGAGCACCAGCACACGUAUGCGCUCCCAGCGCGGGUCAAAGUCAUGCGGUUCCUCGGAACAUCGCUCAUCAUUGCCUUUCAUCAAGAGUUCGACGAGCUCGAGCUGGAAACGUCCGAGGUGCGCGAGCUGUUUGUGCCGGACCGGUCUGUCGAUCCGCUCGACGUCCUCUUUCUCGGCUUUAAGCAAGGUGACAUGGUCUCGCCGCUCCAGGAGCUCCUGCUCUGCUACGACAACAAGGGCGUGGUGGUCAAUCGGUUUGGCGAGCUCUCCCGGGCAUUUGACCUGCGGUGGACGGCAGCACCGUCGGCCUUUGCCUACCUCGACCCGUAUGUACUUGCGGUGACGUCCAAGUACGUCGAGGUGCGGACAACACUCAAUGGGACGCUGAUUCAGCGACUCACCCUGUCAGAGCCGAUCUCGCUCCUUUCGUUUGGCUCGUCGCUCUACGUCUCGACGGGUGUCCGCGGCGCCGAUGGCAUAAUGUCGAUCUUUGAGAUCAAGCCAAACCUGGCGGUCAAUUUGCUGGAGCUUGACGCCAUCUCCAAUGCGCUCCGCGACCGGGUCCGCUCGCCGCAAUUCAAGGUGACGCGGCGGCCGACGGUUGGCAGCUCGUCGAGCCGCAAUGCGACGCCGGCGUCGUCGACGUUGGCCGCCGCCGCCGCCGCGGCGGUAGCUUCGCCCGGAGCCGCCACCGUCGACGACGGCAAGGUCGAGGCUCUCCUCGCUGCCAUCGACUCGGGCAAGGCGAGUGACGUAACCGAGAUUGUGGAAGCAAGCGCGGAUGCCGUCAGCGAACAAAGCAGCGAUGGGGAGGCGAGCAGCGAGGGCGGCGCUGACGAUGCUGACGACGCGCACGGGGGCGAGCCCGAGUCGACAAUCUCGGAUGCCGGCGUCGAUCCUGCGGCGUACCUCAUGCAGUCGUCGUCGUCCGACUCGGACUCUGGAUUUGAGGACACGCAGGUGGUGGCGAUGGAGGCGGCCGGGCCGAGCGGUUCCGACGCUGCUGACGGCGCCAACCGGGAGCGUGCGGCUGGUAGCGGCAGCGCUAUCCCAACGGAGGUGGCGAACGCGGUGGCAGCGCUCCACACUGCGCUGGAGGCUGCGCGGCCGCGGUUUAUGCACACAGCCGAGGCCGGGAUGCUCGACGCGGCGGUCGUGGCGCUGCAGGCGACCAACUCGUGCAAGGGCCCGGGAUGGGGGCCCGAGUAUUUGCGCGAAGUCUUUCCGCCGCUGGUCCACAUCCUUGGUCUCUUUAUCGACUUUGAGGCCGCAGUGGAGAUGCACGAGCAGAGCCUGGCGACAGCGACGGCGUGCAAGCUGUACGAGCCGCUGGCCGGGGCGCUGGACGUGGUCCGCGAGGCGCUGCCGAGCGUUGAGGCCACUGUGGCCGGUGUGCGGCAGGCGCUAAUGGCAGUCCGGCGAUUCAAGCAGUUCCUCGACUCGCUCAUCGCUUACGCAGCCGACGACGUCCCCGAGGCCACGCUCGGCUCGGUCUCCAACCUCUCAGACGGCGUGGCCGACGCCGCGGCAUCGCUUGUGGUGGCGACCAAGGGUUUUUCCCAGGCGGCCGACAAUGCCGAUGCAUCCAGCGAGGUGCGGACAGCAUGCGAGCUCCUCACCUCGCACGCGCGGCGGCUGUACAAGGCCGCACGGGUCGUCACCGUUCACCAUGACGCCUCACACAUCAUCUCGUAUGCCACCGAAAAGCUUGAUGGCAACGACAAGAGCGAUGUCUCCACCAUCAAUGCCGUCAUCGAUGUCUGUCGUGCCUUGGAAGCGACCAUCAACGAAUGAAUGCACAUAGAAGCA